Messenger RNA from Pestalotiopsis fici W106-1, 1737 nucleotides. RefSeq lists its product as uncharacterized. The record is from RefSeq and is a predicted model, not a curated record. The transcript is spliced from 4 exons. NCBI's taxonomy places the organism in Eukaryota, Fungi, Ascomycota, Sordariomycetes, Amphisphaeriales, Sporocadaceae. The coding region runs from base 1 to 1737 and encodes 578 amino acids.
AUGAGGCAUUCAUUCUCCCUGUCUUCGUGGCCAUUGGCCCUGACCUUGAGCUGGUUGGCAGCAGUGCAGGGACAAUUCAAUAAUCCCGAAGGUGUAGAUAUAUGGUGCGGCAAGGCAUAUCGUUCAACAAAUGCAUCAUUCAAUCCGGGAGGUUGGUUCGAGGAACCAGCAAAGUCGGACGUACCCUUGCUGGAUCUGCGCGUAAAACCGCGGAUGAGUAUAUACCUUGAGACGGAUCAAGAGGCCAGCCUGUUGAUUGACGCCGCCAUCUCGUACCAAGUUGGACAGCCGCUUCCAGCCAAUUAUACCGGAGCUUAUAGCACGGCUACUAGUGAAUUGAGCAUAGAUGUCAUCUUCAACGGCACUGUCAUCGACACUGUUGCAGUCGAUAUUGGCUCAACUGAUGUCGAGGUUCCACUGGACCUGGGUCAAUUCACAACCAGUCUAGAUGGGCUCAAUAUCAGUGUGCAAGCAACCCUUGAUGGUUCAUAUAUCUAUCAAGCCAGUACCGAGCUUUUCAAGCUGCCAACGCCCGAAAACUAUGGUAGCGUGUCGAGGCUCGACAGCUUGUACGGAGGUCUUUGGGUACAGAGGGACGACGAGGACUGGAAGCACAUCUUCCCUUACACCUACUACGUCCAAUGGAGUCUAUACUGGGACAGUAACAUAACGACCUUGGAUGACUUUGCCGCUUUGGGCUACAAUGUCAUACACAUUGUACCGACGGGCACUCUUGGAGAGAAGCCGUUCCCGUGGGAUCAAUUUGAACCAUACCUUGAUCGUGCGGAUGAACUUGGGCUUUACUUGCAAUACGACGUCAUCUGGGACUAUGCAAACCUCACAGGCAUGAUUGAGCAGGUCGAGCGCAUUCGUAGCCAUAAAUCUCUAUUGGUAUGGUACCAGUCGGAUGAGCCAGAUGGCAAGAGCAAUCCCAUCAAUUCGACGGGCAUCGCCCACCAGAAGAUCCGGGAGCUCGACCCGUACCACCCCGCCUCGCUGGCGCUCAACUGCUACGACUUUUACUAUGCCGAGUACGCCAAGGGCGCCGAGAUCAUCACGCCCGACGUCUACCCCAUCUCCACCAACACGUCGUACUCGACCGUCUACGACACGGUAUGCAACGCCACCUACGGUUGUUGCGGCUGCGACGACUGUACCGGCGCCUUUGAAGACAUCUCGGACCGUCUGGACGAGUUCCGGCGCCGCGACGACCUCAUUGGAUGGUCCAAGACGCAAUGGUUUGCGCCGCAGGCGUUUGGCAACGAGACCUUCUGGACCCGGUACCCGACCGCGGCCGAGGAGGUUGUCAUGACCGUUCUGGCCAUCAACCACGGGGCCAAAGGUAUCGUCAUGUGGGAUUACCCGACGACGGCCGAGCUACUCAACGUUACCAACCACCUGGCUUCCGUCUUUACUACUGAAACCAUUGCCGACUUCUUGCUGGGAACUCCUCGGGUGCAGACGUUGCCCGUGGCUGGUGCCGACCGUGUUGAUGCUGCUGCAUGGAUCAACGAUUCUACCGGACAGGCUCUGCUGAGUAUUGUCAAUCUCAAUUAUGGGGAUAUUGGACAGACCGUUGAGAUUGCAGCUCCAAAUGGUACCAAUUUUGGUUCAGUCGUCGACAUACUUUGGGGUGAUGUGGCUUGGGAAGUCGAGGACGGUCAGACACUUUCAAGCUCAAGUGGUAUGUUGGGCCUGCAGGUUUCUGUGUUGCUUGUGGAUAUCAGCACCGCCUAG